AUGGGGUUGUCAACCUUGAAGAGAGCUUUUUCACUUCUUUCCCUGCUUAUGUUUGUUGUUAUGUCUCAUUCUUCACCUGAUGUUGCUUCUGAUCCUUCUCAAGAAGCAAUGGCUCUUCUAAAAUGGAAAGCCAGCCUUCAAAACCACAACCAUUCUCUUCUGCCAUCUUGGACUCUUUCUUCUCCAAAUGUCACAAAUACUUCUAUCGACCUCAAAACCAAAUUAAGUCUAUGCACUUGGUUUGGAAUCUCUUGCAAUCAUGCCGAAAGUAUCACAAGUGUUAACUUGACCAACACAAGUCUGAAAGGCACACUUCAUGAACUAUCUUUCUCAUUAUUUCCCAAUCUUGCACUCAUUGAUCUAAGCGUGAAUGAACUCUUUGGUGUCAUCCCUCCUCAAAUCAGCUACCUAAAAAAUCUAAAGGUCCUUCACCUUUAUUCAAAUAAGUUAUCUGGUUCUAUUCCUAACGAAAUAGGAAACUUAAACUCUCUAAUAGAUUUAGAUUUGGGAGAAAAUCAAUUAAGUGGCUCUAUACCUUAUUCUAUUGGAAACCUGACCAACUUAAAAGCUUUAUACCUCCACACAAAUAACCUUUUUGGCGCCAUUCUUGAGGAGAUAGGCAACUUGAAGUUUCUUUUGGAUUUAGAGUUAAGCAUAAAUCAAUUGAGCGGCUCUAUUCCUCAUUCCAUAGGAAAUCUUAGCAACUUAAAAGUUUUAUACCUUUAUAGUAACAACCUUUUUGGUGCCAUUCAUGAGGAGAUAGGCAACUUGAAGUACCUUUCGGAUCUAGGGUUAAACACAAAUCAAUUAAGUGGCUCUAUUCCUCGGGCUAUUGGAAACUUGAGCAACUUAAAAUUUUUAUACCUCUAUGGAAACAACCUUUCUGGUGCCAUUCUUGAGGAGAUAGGCAACUUGAAGUCCCUUUCGGAUUUAGCGUUGAACACAAAUCAAUUAAGUGGCUCUAUUCCUCGGGCUAUUGGAAACUUGAGCAACUUAAAAUUUUUAUACCUCUGUGGAAACAACCUUUCUGGUGCCAUUCCUGAAGAGAUAGGCAAGUUGAAGUCCCUUUCGUAUCUAGCGUUAAACACAAAUCAAUUAAGUGGCUCUAUUCCUCGGGCUAUUGGAAACUUGAGCAACUUAAAAUUUUUAUACCUCUAUGAAAACAACUUUUCUGGUGCCAUUCCUGAGGAGAUAGGCAACUUGAAGUCCCUUUCGGAUCUAGCGUUAAGCACAAAUCAAUUAAGUGGCUCUAUUCCUCGGGCUAUUGGAAACUUGAUCAACUUAAAAGUUUUCUACCUUUAUGGAAACAACCUUUCUGGUGCCAUUCCUAAGGAGAUAGGCAACUUGAAGUCCCUUUCGGAUCUAGCUUUAAGCACAAAUCAAUUAAGUGGCUCUAUUCCUCGGGCUAUUGGAAACUUGAGCAACUUAAAAGUUUUCUACCUCCACACCAACAACCUUUCUGGCGCAAUUCCUGAGGAGAUAGGCAACUUGAAGUCCCUUUCGGAUCUAGAGUUAAGCACAAAUCAAUUAAGUGGCUCUAUUCCUCGGGCUAUUGGAAACUUGAGCAACUUAAAAGUUUUCUAUCUCCACAAUAACAACCUUUCUGGUGCCAUUCCUGAGGAGAUAGACAACUUGAAAUCCCUUUCGGAUUUAGUGUUAAACAAAAAUCAAUUUAGUGGCCCUAUUCCUCAUUUUAUUGGAAACUUGAGCAACUUAAAAUAUUUAUACCUCGAUAGGAACAAUUUUUAUGGCACCAUUCCUGCAGAGAUAGGUAACUUAAAGUUCCUUUUGAAUUUAUCGUUAAGUCAUAAUCAUCUUAGUGGUGUCAUUGCUCCUUCCCUUACAAAUUUGAGCAAUAUUAAAAUGUUGUCUCUUGCUUAUAACGAUCUUUCUGGUUUAAUUCCCGGUAAAGUGGGAAACUAA
Mangifera indica (mango) is the source of this 1923-nucleotide messenger RNA. RefSeq names its product probable leucine-rich repeat receptor-like protein kinase At1g35710. Bases 1 to 1923 code for a protein of 640 amino acids. Lineage: Eukaryota; Viridiplantae; Streptophyta; Magnoliopsida; Sapindales; Anacardiaceae. Gene Ontology annotation, molecular function: protein binding. The transcript has a single exon. The record is from RefSeq and is a predicted model, not a curated record.